AUCUGGUUGUUGCUUCUUCAUUUUCAGUUCAGUUCUUCUGAAUUCACAUUCCUCGUUCACUCUCUCUUUGCAUUUUUUAUUUUUUCGCAAUGCGCAAUAGAACAACAAAAAAAGCAGAAUCUUCCAACGCUUCUUCUUCUGAGCGUCGAAACUGGGAAAACAUCUUCAACUUGUUGGUUCAGAUGGUGAGAAACCAGCAAAACCAGCUUCAGUCCCUCGCCAAACAACACAAAUUUCUCGAAGAUCGCUUGCAAAUGCAGCACGAAAGAUGGGCCUCCGAUAUUCGCCUUCACAAGGAUCAAAUUUCCCAGAUGAAGGGGAUUUUGAUGUUUGAGGAGAAGAAGCGGUUGCUCGAGACGGCGAAGGCGGAUUUGACGCUGGGUUCCAAGCACAGAGAGGCUUCUAUUUUCAAAUGGAUUUUGGAGCUUACAGAGGACGAGUUGGCGGAUUUUAAAGCUAUUUUUGAAUGCCUUUCGCGUGAAUCCUCUAAUGGAGAAGACCAAGGAACAAUAUCUAAGGAUACUGACAAGAGGAAGAAAGGAACCACAGAUAGUGGGAACAAGUCCACUUGGAAUGGUGCAGAAAAAGAGAAGUGUUCCAACGAUAUUGAAGAUGAAUUAAGAAGGUUAAAAGGCGAACGUGAGAAGGUUGCUUUAGAAAAAAGUUCUGAGGUAUCGUCACUCUUGGCAGAAAAUACAUUUGUGUGGAAUCAAUAUAAUUUAAUGGAGAAGGACUACACAAAUAAAUUAAGGAGUAAACAAGCUGAAGUAGAAAAAGCAAAAGAGAAGAUAACUAUACUUGUUUCCAGCAUGGAGCUACUGCAGUGUGAAAAUAAUAAAAAGGAUAGUACAAUUUCACAGUUACAAAGUAAAGUGGCUGAUAUGGAGGCUGAGACAAAAAGAUUAAACAAAGAAAUAUCAGGACUUUCAGUGGAGUUAGAAUCUUUAAGAAAGUUCAGGAACAACCAAGUUACACCUGUUUUAAAUCAUUGCACGGAAGGAACUAAAGCAUCUGAAUCGGGAAUCAUUACGAGCAGUAGAAGUAGAAGAAAUAUCACCUUGAAGAAAGAAAUAUGUACUCCUGAUGCCCCUGCUCCUGUAAAAUCCUCUGAAAAGGGAAAUAAAAGCCUGAAGAGGAAAGAAGCCCCAGUUAUUCCCCCCUCAGAGACUCCAAAACUGUUCUCUUCCAGCUUCAAGGUUCCAAAACUGAAGCCCUCUUUAAGGGUCAGAUGACAGAUGACGUCUUUCUGUUAAUUUUUAGCCUACUAGGAGAUGGUAGGCCCUGUAUCUGUAUAUGGUUUUUGUAUGAUGCUCUUUUUAUGUAAAUUAUGUAUGAGCUGUAUUUGUGUUUGGAAUAGGUCCGUGCACAGUUCUUCUAAUUAAC
Molecule: messenger RNA, 1383 nt
Organism: Gastrolobium bilobum
Lineage: Eukaryota; Viridiplantae; Streptophyta; Magnoliopsida; Fabales; Fabaceae
Exons: 5
Coding region: 90-1232 (380 amino acids)
Source: RefSeq, a predicted model, not a curated record